UAACUCUAAUCUCCAAUGGCAAAAACACCAUCUGAAGAAGAGAGAGAAAUGGAUAAUGGAAACGAUGAGGAGGGUGGUGAAGGAGAAGUGGGAGCUAAAAUGGUACAGAAUAUAAAAAUAAAGUUAGUGUGUGGUAAGGAUUCAGGUUCAAGAACAGCCUCGUCGUCUAGCCACAGUUUUUGUCAGGCCGAUGAAUGUGGUGUGAACUUGAGCAUGGCCAAGAGUUACAACCGCCGUCACAAGGUUUGUGAGAGACAUGCUAAGGCUCCUGUUGUUUUAGUUUCUAGCAUUCGUCAGAGGUUCUGCCAGCAAUGUAGUAAGUUCCAUGAACUUGCAGAGUUUGAUGACACCAAAAGAAGUUGCAGGAAAACAUUGGCAGGGCAUAAUGAGCGUAGAAGAAAAGCUCGCAUAGACGUAUCCUUAGGAGGUGGUGAACAGCAUCAGUCACAUUUCUAAUUUCCUAGAGUUGUUCUGCUAUGAAAAGAUUGUUCAGUUUGAAGGAUGCAAACUGUGUAUGACAAAAAAGGAAAAGAUUGAAUUUUUCUCGGUACUUCUCUAGAAUUCUCUAGCUCUUGGAUUUAGACCAGACACCAGUGUUGCGCUAGCUCCUCUAAAAUUACAUUUACUAAGGUUUGGGGACUUCAAUUUAUCGGAAAGCGUUUACGUUGUAAAUUUAAACAUUUAUGUGUGAUUCAAUUAGAUCGUGCAAACUUUA
Glycine soja is the source of this 715-nucleotide messenger RNA. Its product is annotated as squamosa promoter-binding-like protein 3. The coding region runs from base 16 to 456 and encodes 146 amino acids. NCBI's taxonomy places the organism in Eukaryota, Viridiplantae, Streptophyta, Magnoliopsida, Fabales, Fabaceae. Gene Ontology annotation, cellular component: nucleus. The transcript has 2 exons. The record is from RefSeq and is a predicted model, not a curated record. Gene Ontology annotation, molecular function: DNA binding.